Messenger RNA from [Candida] anglica, 1154 nucleotides. Lineage: Eukaryota; Fungi; Ascomycota; Pichiomycetes; Serinales; Debaryomycetaceae. The record is from the annotation of a GenBank genome assembly.
AGAUACUACAAUUUUUCCUCUACAAACAAACAAAUAUUAUAUAUAAUUAUACGUGAUGAAUUUUCAAUCUGUUGGAACCACUUUGAAGACGAUUAGUCCUUCUGUUGCUCAUUUUUCCACCACCAUGGUGAAACUGAAACCUCGUCACUUGGUGAAUAUGUUGGAAUUAACCAAUGAAGAACUUGCGGCUUUGGUUACUAAAGCCGCUGGCUUCAAGGCUCAAGUCCGCUCUGGUAACCCAGCACCCAUCGAACAACACCAAAAACUUUUAGGGAAAUUAGUAGCACUUGUUUUUUCCAAAAGAUCAACUCGUACUAGAAUUUCCACUGAAGGUGCUGCAUCUUAUUUUGGGGCUCAGCCAAUGUUUUUAGGAAAAGAUGAUAUUCAACUUGGUGUUAAUGAAUCCUUUUACGAUACUACCAAAGUUGUUUCUUCUAUGACCUCCUGUAUCUUUGCUCGUGUGGCAAAGCAUCAAGAAAUUGUUGAGUUAUGUACACACUCUUCAGUCCCAAUUAUUAAUUCCUUAUGUGAUAAGUUCCAUCCUUUGCAAGCAAUUGCUGAUCUUCUUACUAUCAAAGAAGCAUUUGGCAAUAAGACUCUGGGCUUAAAACUUGCAUGGAUAGGUGACUCUAACAAUGUUAUUAAUGAUUUGGCUAUUGCAGCUCUUAGAUCUGGAAUUUCAGUUGCAAUUUCAAUUCCAAAAGGUAUUGAAUUCGAUCAAAAGAUCAGUGAUAGUGCAAAGGAAAUCGCUGAGUCUAAUAAUGCUACAUUCGAGAUCUUCAACAACCCACAAGAUGCCCUCAUCAAUGCUAACAUCGUUGUAACUGAUACUUGGAUUUCUAUGGGUGAAGAAGCUGAAAAGGAAUCUAAACUUAAACAAUUUGCAGGUUACAGAAUUGAUGCCAAUAUGAUCAAGUCUGGAAAGGCCGCUGAAAACUGGAAGUUCAUGCAUUGCUUACCAAGACAUCAAGAAGAGGUUGCCGAUGAUGUGUUUUAUGAUGAAAAGAGAUCUUUAGUUUUCGAAGAAGCAGAAAAUAGAUUGUAUGCUGCCAUGGCUGUCAUUGAUAGCUUUGUGGUCAACAAGGGAGAUCUUUUAAAGUAGGGAGAAAAAUACAUAUAUAUGAUAACGAGAAUAAUAAAAGAAUAAUAAGAAC